Molecule: messenger RNA, 7280 nt
Organism: Pocillopora meandrina
Lineage: Eukaryota; Metazoa; Cnidaria; Anthozoa; Scleractinia; Pocilloporidae
Source: the annotation of a GenBank genome assembly
AUGGCUCCAGAUGAACAUUCCAAAGCUUUCGUUACCAGCCAUUUAUUUAGCAGAAUCUUAUCUUCGGAAACCAGACGAGAACUUAAGCAGUUGAUAAGCCUAUCAUGGCUGCCAAUUCUCACAAAUGUCUUGCAUAAUACCUUACUUACCAUCAGCCUUCUCUUUGCGGGGAGAUUAGGCGAACAAGAACUAGCAGCGACAGUUUUAUCCACUUCGUUUAUUGGAGUUACUGGAACAUUUCUCGGCUCUGGCUUGAUCACUGCUUUAGAAGUUUUAUGCACGAAGGCUUUUCGGAACAGAAGCUAUCGACUUGUGGGGAUAACGUUUCAGAGAGGAGUUUGGCUUCUAGGGAUUUCUGUGCUGUUUGUUUGGGCCAUUUGGACUAAUGCAGAACUGCUGCUGCUGAUAAUCAAACAAAAAAGAGAGAUCGUCAGGUUCUUAAGCUGAUUCUCAUCUUUGUAUCUGUUAAGUGUUGUAAAUUCAAACACUUGCGUGCUUGUACGCAGACAUGCACAGCUAGCCAGUCGCAGUUUGAGGGCUUUUCGGCCAAUAAGAAUAAAGGAAAAUAUCCUCAAGAGCCAAUGAAAAACAACCAAACUGCCUAAAGCGCUGGAAUAUUUUGUUUUAGUUUUACAUCUGAUUGGCUGAGAAAGUGGCGCGAGUAUCCUGAACCAAUCACGGAGCGAAGUGAAAAAAAAAUGCAACUCCGGAUUGCUUUCGACACUUAUUUCAAAAUUGCUCUAUAAGCAAUUACAGAUUAAUUAUUGGCAAGUUAACCCGUAUUUUCAGCGAUACAUCGCGGCCGUUAUUCUGCUGAUAAAUUGGGAACAGACAAGCCAAAUUAAACGAUACUGAACUAUCUAUCCUUCUGUUGCAGACUCUCGCAACUGUUUAUUUUCCUUUGGUUUCCAGCUCUGGUAGUGAGUAUCACUUUUCUAAUAAUCUACACUCUUCUUCAACGCUGCCUUUAUUGUUGGCAAUGAUCAUUAUUGGAAGCUAGUUGUAGUAUAUUUCUAUCCCCGAGUUUUGAUUGGCCCUCAGGCCAUGGUUUAUGAGUUCACAUACUAUGGACUACUAAAAAGCGUGUCUCUUUUUGGAAAAGAUUUUGAGACAAUGCUAUUCGCACUCGUUAAAUAAAACUGCUCAGAGCGCCUUAAUGGUUUUCAACAAGUCAAAACCAACGUGCGCUCAUAGAUUAAUGAGUAAUGAAGAUAAUUUUUUAAUUUUUUAACGGCACCAAAUCCUGAAGCUCUUGGCCGCUUCACAAUGACAUUAAACGAUCUCUUCUCAAAGUGAAAAACUGAAAAAUUAGAAAAAUUGAAAGGAGAAUGGAAAAGAAGAAAAUGGGAUAAAAACGAACACCGCGAAUUAAUUUGUAAAAAGUGAUGAGAUAUAUUACUUGAAUGUAGGAUUUUAAAAAAAUAAUUUUUUACUCACUUUCAGGCAGAUUUUGCGUUUGUUUUAAUUCAAAGAUAUCUCCAGAUACAGGUGAGCUAAAAUGAUUAGAACCAAAACUUUUUGAAACGAAAAUUUUCCAUUAGAGAGCGCUACCUUCCUGUAAUACCAGCGUUUUUUCCUUUCGUUAAUUUUUGCAGGGUGUUUUCAAGCCUGUCAUUUACACCGUUGCUACCGCAAGCAUUAUGCAUGUUGGGAUCAAUGUUGUAUUAAUUCAUGGAUUACAGAUUGAUUUCCUGUAAGCCUUAAUUUGUAUGAAUAAUGGUCUAAAUCACCCUUCUCCUAAUAUAAAUUGCUGUGCUCUCAAUUCAGUGAUGGUCAUAUUCUUUAUGCAGCAGUUCCUAAAUAGCCUAUGUUACAUUCUUUUCUAGGGGCGUGGCCCUAGCGUCAUGCCUUACACACUGUCUGUUCCUCGGCCUCUCCUCGUUUCUCUACCUCUUUUUCUCUAAGCUUUACCACAGAACCUGGCCUUCAGAAGGUAAGAAGGCGACUUUCUUAGUAGUAUAUCAUUUGUUAUGAAAUUGUCCGAGUCCUUAACAUUAUUUUCAAGGAACAACUUGUUAUCAAGGUCAUUACUAGAGAAAGAGGAGGACCUGCAGAAUAAGAACAUGCCCGUCGAUAUGUAAGACCCAAUAUUAUGUGUCUGUGGGCGAAAAGUUUUUUUUUUUUUCUUAUUCUGUUUGAAUUUCAACGUGCUUUAUAACCUCCAACUAUUGAUUACAAGGCUGGACGAUAGAAAGCCUGCAACAUUGGAAUCAGUUCACCAUGUUGGCUGCACCAGGCACGCUUAUGCUAUGUGUUGAAUGGUGGAGCUUUGUUGUGGGAAUUUUUCUAAUGGGUAAGUAUGUAUCCUCAUUGUACGAAAGGAGGAAAAACAGAGAUUAUUCCAUGGAAAGAGCGCACGAACGAUUUUUCAUUUACAAGUUGCAAACCAUAAAAAACAAACGAACGAGUGAGCGCAGUGAACGAGGGUGUCAGUAUGUAUUUUAUAUCAGUCAGUAUGUAUUUGAGUUCAUAUAUAGAUAAUGAGUAUUUCAUUCAGUACUGAGCACUCCGUACAUACUAAGUAUCUUACUGAUGCUCAGUCAGUACGUAUUUUAUUUCAUACAUACUGUGAUUUCUUCACAUCUCAAUUCAAAGUUUGGAAGCAAACGACUGUGAAAAUACAUCGUUCGUCUAAUCACAGACACGAACGAUAGUACUUCACACUGUGAAUCUCAGUAUGUAUGAAAUAAUCAUUAUUCUUCGAUAUCAAAAAUUUUUUAAUCUGAUUGGUUCUCAAUAUCUCAUGGGUGAGGCUUUAACGAGAAAUUAAAUGUCAGUCGGUUUUAGGGGCUAACAGAUUAAAUUGUUUCAUGCAGUAUAGUGCUAAAAACAGCAUGAAGUGGUCAAAUUAUACAGUUCAAAAGGUCACGAGAUUCUAGUAACAAUGCAACACUACUCGAUUAAGAAAAUAUGUAUAUCUCGAGUGUUUCUUAAUUUAACCUCAAAGGCGAAAAUGAACUGAAUCGGAACUGGUAAGCAAAGCGUAUGGUUUCAUCCCUAAGAAAACAAUAUCCAGUUUCUAAAAUUUGUAAUAAAAUAAAUGUAGCCCUAAACAGAAAAUCUCAGAAUUUUUUCAUUUCAUCUAUAUUCCAUAGGUAAGUUUCUUGCAAUAGAUUGACCUUAUGCAAAAGUCCACUACCAUUGCCCUCAGAUUGUACCAAUGUCUACGCAUUAUUCGUGUCUUGCAGGAACGCUUGGACAAAAGCAACUGGCGGUCCAUGGUAUAUUGAUGCAGUUUUCAAGCUUUGUAUAUAUGGUGAGUGAGUUAUAUAGCCAUAAUCGCGGGAAAAACGCUGCCGUUUAAUAAUUUUAUUUCAGUCUUAAAAAAACCGGUAUUUGAACGCCAGAAGGAAAGACAAAUAUCUCUUGAGAACAGCAUCCUUUGAUAAAGCAACCCACAAUCGAAAUUUCAACCAGUGGAAAGAUCGCGACUUUCCAUGACAAUGCGUUUCUCCAUGUAAUAGGUCUUUUCGAAGGUCUGUUAAUGUCAAUGUCUCCUUUGGUCUUACUUGAUUCUCUAACACAAGGGAAAUCGUUUAUUUCAGAUUUCUAUAGGUUUUUCUCAUGCUGUUACUGUUAGAGUCACGAAUGAAUUGCGAAGAGGCGACCACACCAGAGCGAAAAAUGUUGUAAACAUUUCUUUGGUGGCAGUUUGUAAGUAUCCUUAAAUUUUUCUGGUAAAUCAGAUGGAUAGGCACGUCGAUUAGCAUUUUCAAUACGAUAAUUUCUUCGUCCCGUUGACGGAUUCGGCUGACGUAUAUAUUUGAAUUUUAGUUGCCGCCUAGGUUACAACUGUUCUAUUCGCACAUCCUAACAUGCACUCAGAUGCGUGUGGUAAGAUAAAUUCAGUGCACAAACGUACCACCUCCCUAUUUAUUAUUAUCUGAUUGAAAUUGGUGCAAAAAGAAUGCAAACGUGUCCAUUUCUCUUGAGAUAGGGGGGAGGUACUUUGGUCUCUUGGUACCCAUUCCUCGUGAAUGUGAUGCGGUCUCAGCCCUUUACAUCCUAACCCUAUUAUGCAUAUUCUCCAUACUGUUCUCUAUACAUUUCCUAAGAAGCUGACAAUGAGAAUUUGUUUACUAAUCAAGAGCUUCAUUAGUUGGUGAUCAUUUUCUUUCUUCUUGUGACCUUAAUGCGUCAAUCGGGGGUGAUAUUGUAAGGAGAAAUUAGAUGUUUGUCACUCUUAAGGUUCAAAAGGUUAAGAGAUCUUGGAACGUGAUAAAUUUAAUAGCAAAUUAUUUUACCUUUUUUUUUUUUGUUGCUCUGUUAAUUUUCCGCAUAAGUCAAAUACGCGAGGCGGAAAUUUCCAUCAGCUACAGUAACAUUACCACCCUCAACUUGGUUCCUAGGUGAAUUUGUUAGAGCGAAAGUCCGGGUAUUAGGGAAUUUUUACAUCGUCAUCUCUUUCCAGGUUGCUUUUCCAUUGUAAUGUCGGUGUUUCUUAACGGUCUAAACGAACAUCUUGGGAAAGCCUUCACAGGCGACAGGUUUGUAUUUUGAUAUUAAGUUACUGCAUGGAUUUGUCUACCAUACAAUUGUAGUCGAGUCGAAUCGUCACUCUGUGACCGAAAACUGGAAUUACUUCUCCAUGGAAAUCAAUUGUGUCUAAGUUGACUUCAACUGGUCAGGGAGCUAAGUUUUCUGAGAAAACCCUUUGAUUAUAACAAAGCAUAUGCUCUUUAUUUGGUUUUUAGGGCGAUCGCAAGUUUUGUCAGAAAAGUCACUCCAGCGAUGACGGGAUUUUCAUUUUUCCAAAGUCUCCAAGUAAGGGAAACGAAGCGGUAUUUCUGCAUACUGAGUGGAAUUUGGAGUCAAUUUUAUAAACUCUACAAAUUAAUUUCUCUGUAGAAUUUUUUUGUGCCGAUCGGUCAAUUAGUCAGGCUGUUAGAUAGUUUAAAGGGGUAAGUUUCUAAAGAAACUGUGGUGCUGCGUCGGUGGGAGAGUAUAGCAGGUAAUUUAGUGUUAACAACUGGGUUGAAAACGUAAAUUAGCCAUCGUAAAGAAUAAAAAAGCUGACGUUUCGAGCGUUAGCCCUUCGUCAGAGCGAUUGAUUACUCUUUAAGGUGGCUAAUUUACGUUUUCAACCCAGUUGUUAACACUAAAUUACCUGUUAGAUAGUUUGCCGAUUUGUGUCUGAUCUGUCGGUCUGCUAGUCCAUCAGUUUGUUUGCCGUCUGUCUGUGUCUGUUUGUCUGUCUGCUAGUCUUUCCGUCUGUCUAUCUGCCAGCCUGUCCCUAUGUCUGUCUGUCUGUCCGUCUGUCUGUCUGUCCGUCCAUGUGGUCUGUCUGUUUGUCUAUAAGCCAUUCAGUCUACAGGUCUGAGAGUCGAUGGUUGGUCAGCUCUAUGGUCAGUCGGGUAAUAAGUCGGGAUUCGAGUGAUAUCAAUUGCGUAUGUAACACCGCCACGAAACUAAUCACCCAGUUGAGUUCGUCAGUGUGACAGUGGGAUCGUAUAUCUUAGAAAGACUUUGGUUUGAUUUUUUUUUUUAGGUCAUAUGUUGCAGCGUCAUUCGAGGUGUUGGUCGAGCAAAGCUCACUCUUUUUCUCAACUUCUUUUUCCACUUCUUUGUUUCCGUGCCUCUGGGAUCAUGUUUCGCCUUCUACGUCUUUGAAAGAAGAAGUUGAAGGUAAGUUUGACCUGGCCUACUCAAUCAAGAGUAUAUAAUAGUUCCACAGUCUAAUUUUUUCUCCAAAUUUUGUCGUAAUAUUGUUUUAUUCUUGAUCCUGUAGGUUUCUGGUGGGGUCUUACGACUGGACUCAGUCUGCAGGUAAACUUACACUGUAAAUUCGGCAUAUUACAAAGUCAGCCCAGAUGAAAUUAACGAUAAACAGUAUUCACAGCUGCGUAGAAAAGAAAGAUUCACCAAAAGCUCUCAUUUAUAUAUGUGUAGAAUGCUGCCAACGUGUCAUCUUUAAAUGUCCCAUUCCACAUCAAGGGAAUGUUCACUGAUUUGACAUAAACUAAACCACAAGAGAUGUUGUCGCCAUUUGACAAUUUUUAUCAUAAUAAUGAUUUUCUUUUCCACCAGUGUCUCUUAUUCAUUGCCUUAAUCAGGAGGAUAGAUUGGGAACUAUAUGUUAGGAAGGUGAGAAGAAACAAAAAUUAUUUAUCAUUUGUACUUGUAUGCAAUUCUAAAGGCUAACUUCGUUCCCAGGUCUUUUAUCUUGAAAAUCAAGAGUGGCCCUAGGAACGAGGUUGCUCAAAGGCGCAUUUUGUAUUGUCUUUCUCAGGCCCGUCGUAGGUUGACUCGACAACGACUUAGGCCACCUCUCGAAUGGAGCACUGGAACUGGACAAGAAUACGAAGAGAGCAAGCUUGUUCCUUCAGAGCCAGGUGCAAUUUGUAUCAUUCUUCGCCAUCCUUUAACCUUUAACCCCUAAGAGUCACCAGAAUCUAUAUAAUGCCUGCUCUCAGUAUUCCCGCUGAAUCUAAUGUUAAGGCUUUGAGAAUGAAGGAAAUGAUCACCAACAACAGGACAAGCACUUGAUUGUUAAACACAUUCUCCCUAUCGAUACCAUAGGAAAUGUACAGAGAGCAAUGUGGAGAAUAUGCAUUUCAAUAUCAGGUGUAAAGGCUGUUAUUAAAAUCAUCCUCGCUCUCUUCUGUUAUAUCCCAACUCUUUGUCGCUUUGCUUUCUAUUAAGAGGCAAUAUCCCGUGUUUCUUAAGUUGAUUGUUUGAUUGAAAACCAUAUUCUCAGAGCUAAAAUCAUAGGAGAUGUGAAGCAAACAAUUGGGAGAAUUGACUUCUAGAUCAUAGGUGGAAGUAAAAUGAAAGAGUUUAAGGGUUCGCAGAGCUAAGAGAUUGAUUAUUUUUUUCAUGCUGAUAUUUUCCAAAUUUCAUUCUCAGAUCUCAUCGUUACCUGGCUUUCCAGAACCUCAUCGUUAUUUUCAGUAAACACGAACAGCUUACGAGAAUUUAGAAAUCCAACAAACCCUGUCAUGUCCUGGAUCUACCGCUCGUCGUCUCUUCUUAGCCUCAAUAACAUUCCGCUUAGGGCCAUGAACACGGACCAAGAGCAAGUCCUUCUCGAGGAUGGGCCUUUGCGACAAGAUUGCUCAACCGUAUCUAAGCAACAUAUUAGUGUCCAUGGGAACAAGCUAACCUUAAAGGAGAAGCGCAAGUUGAUACUGCGCAGACUCGUAUGGUUGAUGUUUGCGGUAUUUUUGUUGCUUACCGCCAUAGUUGUGCGAGUUAAAUUCCCAGCACCAGAAGAACAAGAACAGGAAGUGUUAAGGGAUGCCAGUGUGACGGAGCUAUCGAUAAAUUCAACGAGGAACUAA